This is a messenger RNA of Anthostomella pinea, 1344 nucleotides long. The record is from the annotation of a GenBank genome assembly. Lineage: Eukaryota; Fungi; Ascomycota; Sordariomycetes; Xylariales; Xylariaceae.
AUGGCCGCCUCCAGGCUUGCACAAUAUGGCACGAAUGUGGCCAAGGGUGUCGGCAGGCUCUCAACUGAGGUUAUGGAGUCUGGGUCCGGCAGCUACGUUACGAUGAUGGGUGGGCGCAAAUACCUGGACUUCACAUGCGGCAUCGGCGUCACGAACCUGGGCCACUGCCACCCCGCUGUCACCAAGGCCGCCCAGGCGCAGACCGGCAAGCUCGUGCAUGGGCAGAUCAACAUCGCCUUUCAGAAGCCCAUGCUCGAACUCGUCGAGAAGAUGCGUCCCGUGAUGCCCGACAAGUCUCUGGACACCUUCUUCUUCUGGAACUCUGGUGCGGAGGCUGUCGAGGCCGCAGUCAAGCUGGCCCGGCAUGCCACCAAGAAGCAGAAUAUUAUUGUCAUGCAAGGAUCUUACCAUGGCCGCACUUUUGGGACUAUGGCCAUGACGCGCAGCAAGACUGUGUACGGCCAGGGCUAUGCGCCGCUCAUGCCCGGUGUGUUCUCUGUCCCCUUUCCGUAUUGCGCCCGGUGCUCCAUUGCCGAACAUGCAGGCGGCAAGUUUGGGUACGACAACUGCUGUAUGGAUCCGAUGCUUCAGCUGGAGCGUCUCCUGAAGCGCGAGACGGCACCGAGCGACACGGCUGCUAUCGUCAUCGAAACCGUGAUUGGAGAAGGCGGCUACGUACCGCCGCCACCCGGCUAUCUGGCGAAAGUCAGGGAGCUUUGCGACAAGAACGGCAUUCUGCUCAUAAUGGAUGAGGUUCAGUGCGGCUAUGGACGCACGGGCAAGAUGUUUGCGGUGGAGCACUACGGUGUUCGUCCUGACAUCUUGGUCAUGGCAAAGGGGAUUGCGAACGGCUUCCCGCUCUCCGCCAUUGCCUCGCGAAAGGAACUCAUGGACAUGCAACCGCCAGGAAGCAUGGGCGGGACCUACGCCGGGAAUGCGGUUGCGUGCGCGGCUGCUGUUGCCGUUCUGGACACUUUCAAGAGCGAGAGCAUUCUGGACAACGUCAAUGCGCGGGGCAAGGAGUUGAGGGAUAUGCUUGAGAGCUGCUGGAGGGACUCGAGGACGGGAGGUAUUAUCCAUGACGUCCGCGGGUUGGGCUUGAUGCUAGCGCUGGAGUGUCAAGACGGGCAUGGCUAUGCGAGCAAGAUCCAGGCAAAGUGCAUGGAGAAGGACCUUCUCUUGCUCACGACGAGUAUACAUGACACGAUCAGAUUCAUCCCGCCGCUCAACAUCUCGGCUGAGGACAUGGCAAAGGGCUGCCAGAUCAUCAAGCAGGCGAUAGAGGAGGUGGCCGAGGGAGCUGAUCCCAAGGAGACGGCAACGAGAGGACAGGCGCCCGAGUGA